AUGCACUACGCAAUCAUUGAUGCUCGAUCUGUUGGUCUGGAGAUUAAGAACGCGAAUGGACCGAGGCUGAUCGAGGUUGGAGAGAGGAUCAAGCAGGCUGUGAGAAAAACCUACACACCCGUGCAUCCGAAAAAUGAUAAGAUCAGACAGGUCACAAUUGUUGAAUUCACCGAGCCCGUACGACAAGCUUCGGAUGGCACCAAGAUGGCAAUGAACACCGUUGUGGUGUCUCCAGGGCGAUUCGACCGGUGCCCGUGUGGAACCGGGAGCUGUGCUAGACUGGCCCUCUUGCAUGCAAGAGGUGGACUGCAUGUUGGGGAGAAGUUGGCACAUCAGAGCAUCAUUGGAUCAACCUUCGAUUGUCAUAUCAGGGGUACGACCACUGUGGGCGGUUUCGAUGCGGCCCUGCCUACGGUCAAGGGGAAUGCGUGGAUCACCGGGUUUAAGUACAUGUCUUUGGAUCCAUCGGAUCCUUUUCCAACGGGCUUCCGGGUUGGAGAUCAGUGGCAUAUGCCAGAGCCUUCAGGUGAACGUAUUGUUGAAUAG
Aspergillus chevalieri is the source of this 546-nucleotide messenger RNA. RefSeq lists its product as uncharacterized. The coding region runs from base 1 to 546 and encodes 181 amino acids. The transcript has a single exon. The record is from RefSeq and is a predicted model, not a curated record. NCBI's taxonomy places the organism in Eukaryota, Fungi, Ascomycota, Eurotiomycetes, Eurotiales, Aspergillaceae. Gene Ontology annotation, molecular function: 4-hydroxyproline epimerase activity.